AAAAGUGCGCGCCAAGUGUACGGCCGUAUUCGCUGUGGAUUUCGCGGCGGUCCACACGGGAGUUAAGUGAGGGGCAGCGUGGCGUGGCGUGGUGUGCGCGCCGUAUCGGCGCCGCAGUGCGCGGGCGCGAGCCGGACUCUGCGCUUGACGGCGGCCGCGCAGCGCUAGUCGCCGCCGGACCACCAGCGCAGCGCCAGCAGCAGCCGGCAAUGCCCGCGGCAGCCGCCGGCGCACACGCUCCGCAGGCUGUGGCGAUGCGGGUGUCGCACAAGAUGUGGCUGCUGAUGGGUCUGGCCGCGUGCCUGGUGGUCGCGCAGUACCACGUGUCUACCACGUGGCUGCAGUCCCCGCUGGCGGGGCCUGAGGCGUCCACUGCCGCGUCCAGCGAGGAGGUGGUGCGAGCCGCGAUCGACAGACUGCGCCAGGCGCCGCACCGCCUGCCGGCCCAACUGGUGCACGAGCUGGCUCGUGAACUGGGCUGCCCGUUGACAGCGCUCGGUGCGGCCUCCGCCGCGUCGCCGUCCCCUUCGCCGCCACCCCCGCCGCCCCCGCCCCCACAGCGCACCGUGUACGUGAUCACCCCCACGUACCGCCGGCCCGAGCAGCUGCCCGAGUUGACGCGCAUGGCGCAGACUCUGAUGCACGUGCCCGCGCUGCACUGGCUCGUCAUCGAAGAUGCGGCCCAAACCACUCCGAUCGUCACCGAGCUGCUCGCCAGGACCGGCAUCCCCUACGACCACCUUGUCGCACCAAUGCCAGAGGAGUAUAAGAAGCGGAAAGGAGCCAAACCACGUGGUGUUUCAAACCGCAAUAGGGGACUGCAGUGGAUAAGAGCAAAUGCAACCACAGGGGUCUUUUAUUUUGCUGAUGAUGACAACACUUAUGACAUUCAGUUAUUUGAAGAAAUCCGAUCUACCAAGAGAGUAGCCAUGUGGCCUGUAGGCUUGUGCACAAAGUAUGGUCUUAGCACACCUGUGGUUGCAGAUGGCAGAUUUAAGGGCUUCUAUGAUGGUUGGGUUGCUGGACGCAAGUUUCCUGUAGAUAUGGCAGGGUUUGCAGUCAGUGUGGAAUUCUUGCUGCAGAGACCAAAAGCUUCCAUGCCAUUCAAGCCUGGCUUUGAAGAAGAUGGUUUUUUGAAAAGCCUGGCACCAUUUGAGCCCCAUGAAAUAGAACUAAAAGCCAACAACUGCACCAAGGUAUUGGUGUGGCACACUCAGACUAAGAAGAAUGAAGUAUCAGCAGCUCUAGACAUGAAAAAAUACAAUAAUACAAAUUUGGUACUUCUAAAGAAAAUAAUUGUGUAGGGCAGUUCAGUCACAGAUGAUAUAAAUGUAACUGAAGUGCCAUCAUAACAUUCAUAACCUGUGAUAUGAAAGUAUUUUCUGCUGAUUUCAUUAAUUGAAAGUCACAUUUCAUACUUCCAUUUAAAUACUGAAAAAUUUUCACACUAAAACUAGUAAUGAAUAUUUUCUUAUCAGUAAAUUCUUCCUUUGAUCUUCAGCUAUUGAGAUGAUAACUUUAUCAUACCCUAAAAAGUUCACAUCUUAAUAGUAAACCUAUAACUUUCUUCUAAAUCAAAGGAAAUACUCAUUUUUGAAAUCUCCUUCUACGUAUACCUUCAUUUGUAAAAGUAUUACCCAUAUCAUUGCUGUAACAAGGUGCUUUCCAUUUUAUAAAUUAGGAACUAAUAAUUAGCUUAAGAAAUUUGCAGCUGUGAUCUAUAAAAAUAUGGACUCAUACAUACCUGCUUGAACACCAAUAAGCUAUCAAUUGGCUGUAACGAUUGCUCCACCAUUGUUAAAAGUAGAAAAAGUAAGAAAGGAAUAGAAUAUUCAUUUGUGUGUGCCUCCAUGUGUAAGUCUGUGUGUGUGUGUGUGUGUGUGUGUGUGUGUGUGUGUGUGUGUGUGUGUAGAGAGAGAGAGAGAGAGAGAGAGAGAGAGAGAGAGAGAGAGAGAGAGAGAGAGAGAGAGAAAACAAAUGACCGUAAUGUAUGUACAAUGUGCUAGGUCAAAGACAUGAAGUGCUCAUAAACGCAUUUUGACUGUAGUUAUGCAAUACCUGAAUCACAGAGACCAGGCCAUUGUAGAACACAAUAAUAUAUUUAUUUGCCUAAAGUAGAUAUUCUAAAAUACCUGUGUCAUUCAGACUAUCAAUACAACUCACUCUGAACAAUAAACAAACAUGUAAUAUCCUAGUUGUAAGUACCUAUGUUAUCACUCUAGGAUUGUCACACUGGCAGGGAUUUUACAUGCCUUGAAUACAAUGUGGUUGUAAAUUGAUAAAUUAUGUUUUCAUGUAAUAAUGUACUGAGCCCUGUAAUUAUUUUGUGAUGAUGUCCAUUAACAAUACAAGCAGUCUUUUGACUCA
Molecule: messenger RNA, 2367 nt
Organism: Schistocerca gregaria
Lineage: Eukaryota; Metazoa; Arthropoda; Insecta; Orthoptera; Acrididae
Product: galactosylgalactosylxylosylprotein 3-beta-glucuronosyltransferase P-like
Exons: 7
Coding region: 210-1304 (364 amino acids)
Biological process (GO): chondroitin sulfate proteoglycan biosynthetic process; carbohydrate metabolic process
Cellular component (GO): Golgi membrane
Molecular function (GO): galactosylgalactosylxylosylprotein 3-beta-glucuronosyltransferase activity
Source: RefSeq, a predicted model, not a curated record